AUGGAAGGCAAGAAGACAGAUCCUAUUUUGAUUGCCAGUGUGUUGGCUGCUGCUUCUCAGAUAGCAAAUGUAGGGCCAGGCAGUGAGGUACAUGCAUAUGUUGUUCGACGAGGACUUGUAUCAGAUGUGAUGAUUUCCUCUGCUCUCAUAGCCAUGUAUCAACGUGUGGCUUCAUGGGAAUGGGGACUCGUGUCUUUGAGAAUGUUCAAUGAGAUACUGAGAUACGGAUUAGUACCUGAUGAAUCUACUUUCUCUGCUCUCCUUUCUGCAUGCUGCCAUUCUGGGCUUGUCAAAGAUGGCCGAGAAAUAUUCAGAAAAAUGGGAGAAGAGUUUGGCAUUGAAGCUAGAGCAGAGCAUAAUGUUCAUCUGGUGAAGCUUCUUGGUAUGGAGGGCAGGUUGGAAGAGGCUUACAAUCUGAUCUUAUCCUUGCCAGAACCAGUGGACAGUGGCAUUUGGGGAGCCCUUUUAUCGUGCUGUGAUGCCUGUGGGGAUUCCGAGCUGGCAGAAAUUAUAGCUCAGAAGCUCUUUGAAAGUCGUUCUGAAAAAACUGCUUACAGUCAUGCUUUCAAAUAUAUAUGCUGGCGAUGGAAGGAAAGAAGGCCCUGCAUCUUCAUAAUAGAGGCAAACAGCUCAGUGAAAUUCUCCUCGUCCACGUCCAUCACUCCUAAUCUUCUGAGCCCUAUCAGGUCACCUACUUCAGCUGCAGUGCCACUACCAGCAUGUAUACCUGUCAAGGUCAGAAGAUCUGCAAGUCUUCCUAUCCCUGCCGGUAGCUUCAUCCCAGAAACGCCUUUGUUCUUGAACAUUUUGAGGUGCCUCAACCUUACAAGGUUGAGUAUCUCAGCUGGCAAUGCUGUUAAAUCCCCACACCAUCUAAUAUCCAAAGAUUGCAGGGCUUCUAAUCUGCCUAUCCCCUCCGGAAGCUCAUUUAUAUCCGUGCUUUUCAAGCCAAGAUACGAGAGGUGUAUUAGGUCUCCCACUUCAUCUGGAACAAAGCAGUUAGUUGAAGAUUGUUCAUUUGGGAUAUCAGCUGUGUGAUAUCUGAACAAAUGAAAACUCCAAAGGUUGCAAAUUUUCCUUCCUUCAGUUGAUCAAGACAGAACUUUUGAAGACCACAGGGGACCCUCAAUUGAGUCCCAUCUCUCCGAGGGUGUUCCUCCAGUACU
Molecule: messenger RNA, 1166 nt
Organism: Fragaria vesca subsp. vesca
Lineage: Eukaryota; Viridiplantae; Streptophyta; Magnoliopsida; Rosales; Rosaceae
Product: putative pentatricopeptide repeat-containing protein At1g64310-like
Exons: 4
Coding region: 1-1038 (345 amino acids)
Source: RefSeq, a predicted model, not a curated record